Aphidius gifuensis is the source of this 1095-nucleotide messenger RNA. RefSeq names its product peroxisomal biogenesis factor 3 (gene Pex3). Gene Ontology annotation, molecular function: protein-macromolecule adaptor activity. Lineage: Eukaryota; Metazoa; Arthropoda; Insecta; Hymenoptera; Braconidae. Gene Ontology annotation, cellular component: peroxisomal membrane. The record is from RefSeq and is a predicted model, not a curated record. The coding region runs from base 1 to 1095 and encodes 364 amino acids. Gene Ontology annotation, biological process: protein import into peroxisome membrane. The transcript has a single exon.
AUGUUUUCUGGAGUUAAAAAAUUUAUAAACCAUCAUAAACGUAAAUUUGUUUUUGGUGGUAUUAUUAUUGGUGGUAUAUUUGUAAUAUCAAAAUAUACACAAAAAAAAAUACAAGAAUGGCAUCAACGUGAAUUACAAGAUAUGUUAUUAAGAACAAGAAGAAGUCAACAUUUUGAAGGUACUGAAAAAUCUUGUAAUCAAACAAUAACAAGUGUUUCAAGUUGUAUUAAAAAUUCAAUAUUAACAACAUUAGACAGUGAUAAAAUAAUAAAUGACCUAAAAAAUGGUACAAUUGAUAAAAUAAAUGGCUGGAACAAACUUAAAAUAUAUUCAAUUGCUAAAACAGUUACAAUUAUAUAUGCUAAAACAAUGAUUGUAGCAACAUUAAGAGUACAAGUAACACUAAUGGGAGCACAUAUGUUUAAAAAUUCACAAGUCAAUGAAAUGAUAAAUAAUCUUGAUGAUGAUAAACAACAAAAAUAUUUAACACUAUGUAGUUAUUUUGUAGAUAAUGGAAUACAAAAAUUAUGUUUAUUUAUAAAAGAUAAAGUUGAUGAUAUUGUUAAGACAGUAUCAUUGGCUGAUAAAUUAACAAUUAGAGAUUUGGAACAAAUUUAUAGAGGAAUUAUGUCAAGUAUACUUGCUGAUGAAGAAAAUAAUCCAGUUAAAAAUUUAGCAAGUUAUAUGUUUGAUUGUAAUAUUGAUGAGUCAAUUGAUGAUCCAGUACUAAAAAAAAUUAUCAAUGAGACUCUUGAUUUAAUGGAGAGUGAAGAAAUACAGCAAUUAAUGCAGUCGAGUGUUAGAAAAGGAUUUGUAUUAUUGAUUGAUCAUAUAUCAGAAUAUUUUAAUGAUACUGAUCAAAAUGGAAUAACAAAUAAAAAUUCAUUGUCCAUGAAAAAUGGAUUAUUUUCUGAUUUACUUGUUGAUUUUAAUAAAGCAACAAUGCCAAUGGCUAAAAUCAUUCCAAUAAUAAAUAGUCAAGUUAAUGAAUCAUCAAGUUGUAAUGAUAUUUCAACAGUUUGGCUACAAAAUUUAAUUGAUGAUGAUAAAUUUAAAACAUUUGGUGCCAAUAUUUAUGAAGCAUUUAGUUUUUAA